UUGUAUACCUGUCAGUUAGUUUUAGAAGGGUAGAGGAUCGCCGAAGAGAAAAGGCGAGAUACUACUGAGACGUUUCGACGGAUUCGUUUAACGACGUGGAUACCUGUAUUUGGGUGACAUUUCAACGCUAACGCCAAUUUGAUGUUUUCCAGAUGGAUUAAUGCUAAUGCGCUAUAUCGGCCAGUCCUGUUUAAGUGUAUUCAUCAGCUGAAGAAACAGCACAGCAGUUGUGGACAGAAAUGAAGACUCUAGAGGAGCCUGCAUACCUGACUGUUGGCACCGACGUGAGUGCCAAGUACCGUGGGGCUUUCUGUGAGGCCAAGAUUAAGACUGCCAAGAAACUUGUCAAGGCCAAGGUGACAUUCAAACCAGACUCAUCCACUGCUGAGGUGCAUGACGAGCACAUCAGAGGAAAUUUGAAGGUGGGUGCUAUAGUUGAAGUCAAAAACCAAGACGGAAUCUACCAGGAAGCUACAAUCAACAAGCUCACAGAUGCUAGUCUAUACACAGUCGUUUUUGAUGAUGGUGAUGAGAAAACCCUGAGGCGUUCAUCCCUGUGCCUUAAAGGAGCACGUCACUUUGCCGAGAGUGAGACACUUGACAGGCUUCCCCUGACAAAUCCUGAGCACUUUGGCACUCCUGUCAUUGGGAAAAAAGGCAACCGUGGACGUCGCUCUAAUGCAGUACAAGAGGAAGAAUCCUCAUCCUCAUCCAGUGAAGAAGAUGGUGACCCACAACAGAAUGAGGAUCUUUAUGGCAAGGUGGUGGGUGUGGAAGGUGUGGCUACAGGGGAUAAAAAGAAGACAUUGUGGUUCCCUGCUGUGGUUAUCUCUCCAGAUUGUCAUGAAGAUGUCAUAAUGAAAAAAGACAGCGUUUUUGUCCGCUCCUUCAAGGAUGGGAAGUUUCACAUGUUCCUGCGGAAAGACAUUAAGGAACUUGACUGUGAAAUGGAUCCAAAGGCAGAAGCGAGCCUCAAGCCAGUGCUGAAUGCAGCGUGGGAUUUCCAGUGCAAUGGUAUUGUGCCUAGUGUAUGGAAGACUGAGAUUAAGGAUGAAAGUUCCAGUAGUGAAGAAAAUGAAGAGGAGGAGGAAGAGGUGCAGGAGGAUGGUGGAAGCAGUGAGGAGGAAGAGGAAGAUUUGGAGCCCUUCCCAGAGGAGAGGGAGAAUUUCCUCCAACAGCUUUACAAAUUCAUGGAGGAUAGGGGUACACCCAUAAACAAAAGACCAGUGCUGGGCUACAGAAAUCUGAACCUCUUUAAACUCUACAGGCUGGUGCACAGACUUGGAGGAUUUGACAGUAUUGAGAGUGGAUCUAUUUGGAAACAAGUGUAUCAAGAUUUGGGAAUCCCUGUAUUGAACUCUGCCGCAGGUUACAAUGUCAAAUGUGCCUACAGAAAGUAUCUUUAUGGUUUUGAAGACUACUGCACCUCAACCGGGAUCACAUUCCGCAUGGACCUCCCAUUUAAAGCAGCGGAGAAGCUGAGUUCUCUCACAGAUAGCAGUAUUGAAGGACCAGCAGAGAGAACAAACAGUGUUGAACCAAAAUCUGAUCCAGAAAUCUCACUAAGCACAAAAAAUGUUUUUAAGGAGGGGAAAUCAGAAGAAACAGGAGUUUUUAGGAACAAAGUGAAUAUAAGAAGCCCAACGGAAGAGGACAGGAUCAGUAGUGACAAGGAAGAUAGUGGUAUUGAUAAAGAGCUCCACAAACUCAAAGCUGAAGAAACUGCACCAACAGAAGAUCCAUGCACAGACAACAUGAUGGUGAAACCCUGUAAGGACCAGAACAAGGAACUGUUACGGGAUGACAGCAGUCAGGAGUGGGAGGAAGGGGAGGAGUUUGAGUGUUACCCCCCUGGGAUGAAGGUGCAGGUGAGGUAUGGGCGAGGUCGCAAUCAGAAGACGUACGCAGCCACUGUGAAAGAGUCAGACCUGGAGGGGGGAGAGGUGCUCUACCUGGUACACUACUGUGGCUGGAAUGUCAGGUACGAUGAGUGGAUUAAAGCUGACAAGAUAGUCCAACCAGCUAAUAAGAAUGUCCCCAAAAUAAAGCACAGGAAAAAAAUAAAGAACAAAAGAGAAAGAGACCAAAUAGAGAGUUUAAAUGACAGAGAGGACCUUCUCCCUACAAACAGUCGCAUCAACCGAUCCUCCAAACUCAUCUCUGGCAGUGAUGUGUUUCCCAAAAUGGAUGAAUUUAAGGAUGCAGGUGGCCAGAAGAGUCCUGUUAAAUCUUUCAAGACCACCUACAAUCUCAAUGGCCUCCAAGCACCAGAGAGCUCCACAGAUUACAGCAACCAUGAGCAGGAUGGGGAAGCUGGCUAUAAUAAUGAUAGUCCAGCAGGUCAGCUAGGCUCUCCAAGAAGACCUUCUCCAGAACGCAUUUAUACAGCCCUAAAAUGGGAAAGCGAGCCAUCCGUUGGUGGACGCAAACCUUCAUUGAAUAAGAGUACUACAGAGGUAUCAUCCAGCCAGUACAAUCCAGAAACAAAUAAACAGUUAGUAACAGAGGGGGAGGCCUCAAGCACCAGGAGACGAAAAGUUGAUGGAAGUACUGAGCUUACACACAAAAUACAACGCAAAGGCAAAACAAAGGUCAGCAAGUUAAGCGACUGGCUAUCAGAGAGUUCACUUAUAAAGCUGGAAGAGAGAAACAUUGAUCCUCGUGAAGGAGGCAUGCAGUCCAGCAGUAGUUCUGAGGAUGAGGAUGGUCCUCUUAUAGAAUCCCAGGCCAAAGAAGAGCUACACCAUAAAUCCAAGGGUGCAUCCUCAAAGAAGUAUAAUGGCCUGAAGGAGAAGGCCAAGGGUGUCCGGUCUUCAGUUUUCUGGGAAAUCCCUGAAAAGCGAGCUAAAAUGACAUCUGGAAUGGAUGACAGGACACCUGGCUGCCGUACGAAAGGCCAAAAGGAUGUAUGGUCCAGUAUUCAGGCUCAAUGGCCUAAGAAAACCCUGAAAGAGCUGUUUUCUGAUUCAGACACUGAAGCUGCAAAUUCUCCUUCUCCAGGUGUACCGGGCCUGAGUGAGCCCGACCCCGAGCCUGAGCAGAAAAGUAAAAAAUUAGAGGAGCCACUGCAAAGCCAAGAGAAGAACCAAGAGUAUCCCAGCAGUGGAAGCAACUCCAUUCUGAACACACCACCCACCACACCAGAGCCUGCUGAAGUCUUGCAUGAGAUGCACUCAUCCUCACCACCUCCUCAAAGUUCAGUCCUGACAUCCUACUCUCCGGCCACAUCCUCACCAGUUGGCCCUUUGAUAGAAGAGUGUGUUGGUGGGCGCUGCGAGUCCGACACUAGUACAGUGGAGAUGGAUAUUGUGAGCUGUGAGUUUCACAUGCUACCACAGGAAGAGCAGUUUGAAUCCCCCUCCAAAGCUUUUGAUGCAAAUCUGUCCAGCAACAGCAACUGUAGUUUGAGUUUGAGCAGCAACAGUCAGCAAGAGAGUGAGCAGAAAUCCAAAGUCUCAUUGUCCAAUCAGAAGCGGCAUAAAGACUCCCAGGGUGGUGGAGCAUCAAAGAAACACAAACACAGUCACAAGAACCUGAACUUGCAUCCCAAAAAGAACCACAAAACAGCCAACAGCAGUGACAGUGAAGACCAAUGUGUUGCCAAAUCACUUAUGUCCAAGAGCAGCACACAGUACAUAAAGGCCAUAACUCCACCCAAGGGCACUGCUCAGAUACCCCCAUCCCAUAAAGGCCACAAACAUGGAGACUCUGAGCAUUUGCAUCCCAAAGAACAUGUCAACAGCCGAGGUUCCCGUACUUACAAGUGGAGUUUUCAGAUGUCCGAUUUAGAAAAGAUGAGUAGCCUAGAGAAGAUCGCAUUCCUUCAGGAAAAAUUGCAUGACAUCAGGAAUCACUAUCUCUUGCUCAAAUCUGAAGUGGCCUCCAUUGACAGAAGACGAAAGCGUAUGAAGAAAAAGGAGAGGGAAACGGGACUCUGUCUGACGAACAGGAGGGUUUUAAUCUUAUGUUGGACCAGCUGGGUGAGGCCUGGAGUCAAUGAGAAGACGUCCAUGCACUGGUCCACUAACUCGGUGCAGCAGCAGCAUUGUACUCCUCUUCUUCCUCACCAUCAUCCAGCUCUCUGACAGCAGCUGUUAUGUUGACGCUUGCUGAGCCCACAGUCUCAGGCUCCUCACAGAAUUCCGGGUUCUCGCUGGAGUGCAGGUGACGGGAAUAGUCCUCUCACAGCACAUGGCACUUAAUCAUCACCCAGUUAAGCCUCUCGCAUUCCCCCUAUACUAUGUGACAGAACUAACUCUAAUUAAUAGAGUUACCUGGUGUAAAAACCUGAGGCACAAAACACUGAGUGGUUUAAAAACAGAGCCAGACAACAGGAAGCACUAUUUUGUAUUGACAACUGUUUCCUCUGCAAACUAAAUGCACUCAAUUGUACUUUUUCCUGAUAUAUUGGGAAUAGGUUGUCAGAAUGAAUUCAACAAUCUUUCUACAUGUUUUAAGUUUGAGCAAUAACCAUGCCCAUGUAGAUUAUAUCCUUUCUGUGAAGUGACAAUAUUGCAUUUAUAGACUGGAAUAACAGUGGCUUAGUUAUUUGUGUAUGUUUAUCUCUUAUUAAGACAAAAAAUGUCUUACAGCCCUGCAUUCAUAGAUUAAAUCAAUUGUGGUGCUCUGUAAAAAUGUCUCACGCUCUUAUGCAACGCGCGUUACCUUUAUGUUUCCUUGAAAAUGUUCCAACGAUUGGUCUGCCAUUCCCUAACCCGGAAAAAGGCUUACCGUGAUGUAAAUCUUUAUUUAUAAUGUAUGUGUAAAAUACUGAAGUUGCCUCCAGUGUUUCCCAAUUGUUCUAUAAAUUGCAGGUCUAUGCUGGGUGGCACUAUUAUGGAAUCAUAUGACUUUGUAAUACAUUUGUAUAUUGACAGGUGUUUUGAGGUGACCUAUUUAAUAUCUUGCACUGUUAAUAAUAUACGACUUUUUUGUACAGUUUAUACUUUAACAUUUUUGUCUGUGUAUGAUUGUGAUAAAAGCCUUUUUUGUUUUUUAUUACAUGGCUUUUUGUGGCACAAUUUUCAGUUUCAGAUUUUAUUUUCAUAUUGUCAUACAUGCUUUUUCCUUCAUGUUUUGUCUUUGCCUCUUUUUUUUAAUUGUGCUUGGCUUUUUAAUGUGAUUUUAAAAGUAUUUUCGUGUCUGAACAUGAACUGUAAAAUUCUGAAACCAUGUAUGAAUGUGACAAGUUCAAUUGUAUUUAUCAGGUACAUCUAAUGAUGGACACUGUAAUUUAUUGUACAAAUGUAAGCAGCAAAACACCAGUUUUAAAUAAAUACGAAUAGUUUGUGAGUUCUAA
Molecule: messenger RNA, 5299 nt
Organism: Hemibagrus wyckioides
Lineage: Eukaryota; Metazoa; Chordata; Actinopteri; Siluriformes; Bagridae
Gene: arid4b
Product: AT-rich interaction domain 4B
Exons: 25
Coding region: 240-4085 (1281 amino acids)
Biological process (GO): regulation of transcription by RNA polymerase II
Cellular component (GO): nucleus
Molecular function (GO): transcription cis-regulatory region binding
Source: RefSeq, a predicted model, not a curated record